CUGCCUACAUCGUAUAAGAUAUUAAUUUACUAUUUCUAAAAGGAAGUUUAAAUUUUUAGAUGAUCGCAAUGAUUGCUCUCGUUAAUAUUUGUUUCUUUUUAACAUCAUUUAUAAGUUGCUCCACAGGAAUGACUUUCAGAGAUUUGGAGUUUGCUUACAGGAGAGAAGUACCUUACUAUUCUAGAAAUGAGACCUUGUUCAGCACCACAAACCAAUCUUUCAUCGCUUCAUACGGACGAUGUGCCGAACAGUGUAUCGAGGAUUUGAGUUGUAACGCUUUAGAACUGUGUUCCAUACCAGGUGGUUCUGAGUGCAGGGCUACCACUGGUCUGCUCAAUACAGCGUCUCAGACAUACAGGACUGAGACUUGUAAACAAUUUGUAAUGGACUUGUCGUGUGGUGACGAUUCCUUUCCAGAUAGAAGACAGGGCCUUUGUAUAUUUGAUGACUGUUCAGACUGUGAUUGUGUCAGAAAAUACAAAACAGAGUCUGGAGGGUACGGUUUAAAUAUGGAUGGGAAUCCAGUGUUUGUUUUAUGUGAAUUUGAAUCUAAUCAAACCUGGACGGUCAUUCAGAAUAGACAUAACGGAUCUGUCGACUUUGACAGAGGUUGGCAGGAAUACACAGAUGGAUUUGGAUCAGUGCUUACUGAGUACUGGAUAGGAACUGAAUAUAUCCAUCAACUGACCCUGUCUGGAUUAACGACAAUAAAAAUUGAUCUGGAAGACCAUGACGGAAACAAAAGAUAUGCAGAGUAUAGCUUGUUCAAUGUGUCUGAUGGGAAUGAUCACUAUAGGCUGUCCAUAUCAGGUUAUUCCGGAACUGCUGGUGACACAAUGUCAUCUGUUAAUGGAGAUGAAAAAGCUGAUGGAGAAAUGUUUAGUACCUUUGAUAAUGACCUUGACACUUCCGGUAAAAACUGCGCUGCACAAGGCAGAAGCGGCUGGUGGUAUGGAGGAUGUACUUAUAGCAGCAUAAACGGCGAAUAUGAUAACAACAGCAAUAAUAAAGGAAUCAACUGGAAAACUUUUAGAGGAAUGGGCUACUCUCUGAAAGCGUCGAAAAUGAUGGUUAGACGUUCAUAAACUAUAGUGGUACCAGUGUAAAGAACGCGUCGUGUUACAUGUAAUAGCACUUAAAAAUAGUUUAAGGGGGGUGUGUGGCUAUAUUGUACAUUUGAGGAUAAGAAUGUAAACAUUUCUUAAACUGGCUUGUUUAUAUCUGAAAUUGGUCUAAAAUAUCGCCAAAAGAUAUUAAAGCAAUAAUUAUGAAGUCCUUUGUUUGAAAAUUAUGCAAAAAGGAACGGGACAUUGCCUUUUUAAUCACUCAGCUGUGGAACUGCGCUAAAGACUUCUUUUUAAGAUUUAAAAAUCUGCAUAACUAUGAAGAGGGUCCAUUGGUGUCCUCUCUCCAACCGUUUGUUGAGAAUAAUGUCUAAGCUUGCUUAUUUAAGUUGUAACUUUGUCUCAAAUUAGGGUAUAAUAUUCUUAAAAUGGGCCCCAAAAAGCACAAGAUAUAUUUGUCUGUGUCUAUGAAGGUACAUUGAAGUUAUAUUUUCAUUAAAAUAUAAUGUUUACUCUUUAAUUUAAGAUAAUUACUUUUUUGACUUCUGCCCUACUUCUAAAAAGAAUUUAAAUUAUACUUAUAGAACUGAAAACACCCCCGUAAAACAAACAUGAGACUGAUAAAGAUAUAUAUAU
Messenger RNA from Magallana angulata, 1700 nucleotides. RefSeq names its product ficolin-3-like. The transcript is spliced from 6 exons. The coding region runs from base 60 to 1085 and encodes 341 amino acids. Lineage: Eukaryota; Metazoa; Mollusca; Bivalvia; Ostreida; Ostreidae. The record is from RefSeq and is a predicted model, not a curated record.